AUGGAGGUUCUUGGAGCUAAGGCUCUAAGAAAAAAAUUGAGUAUUGAAGAGUGUGUUUCUGACAGCGUCCCUCUCCGGAGUGCCGUUAAAGAGACCGGAGCUCUGUCCCUGGCAGACCACGGCCACGUGACUACGAAACCCGUUGCCAGCGGCGCGGCCAUUUUUGAGGCGGGCACCCAGACCUCGUGCCCCGGGGAGCCUGGAUUUGGGGAUGGCCACCGCGCCCGCCGGCUCGUCAGCUACCCCGCUCAUCAGUCCCGAGCCGCACGAGCCACACUCGGGCUACACGCCGAGGGCCCGGAGUGCAGGGUGGAACGCGCGGGCCGAACUCUGGCCGUCGGCCGGGGGCGGGGCGUCCUCCCUCCCUCCGGCCGCCGCCAAUCAGCGCGCGGAGCCCGCUCGCCAGGGGCCGCCCGCGCGCGCGGGGUGUGUGAGGACGCGCUCCCGGCCGCCGCGGAGAGCCUGUGCGGAGCAGCAGUUGCUGUGGUACCUGCCGCUGACCGGGCUGACGCGGAGCAUCGGUGGCCGGAAGGUGAAGCCAUGACGUCUGUCAGUGAAAAUAUCCUCUUUGGGAUGGGAAAUCCUCUUCUUGACAUCUCUGCUAUAGUGGACAAAGACUUCCUUGAUAAGUAUUCUUUGAAACCAAAUGACCAAAUCUUGGCUGAAGACAAACACAAGGAACUGUUUGACGAACUUGUAAAAAAAUUCCAAGUUGAGUAUCAUGCUGGUGGCUCUACCCAGAAUUCAAUUAAAGUGGCUCAGUGGAUGAUUCAGCAGCCACACAAAGCAGCAACCUUUUUUGGAUGCAUUGGAAUAGAUAAAUUUGGGGAGAUCCUGAAGAGUAAAGCUGCUGAAGCCCAUGUGGAUGCUCAUUACUAUGAGCAGAAUGAGCAGCCGACAGGAACUUGUGCUGCCUGUAUCACUGGUGACAACAGGUCGCUUAUAGCUAAUCUUGCUGCUGCCAAUUGUUACAAAAAGGAAAAACAUCUUGACCUGGAAAAAAACUGGAUGUUGGUAGAAAAAGCAAGAGUUUACUAUAUAGCUAUAAACUUAUAAAAAGACAGAGGUAUAGAAAUCAAAAACAG
Molecule: messenger RNA, 1085 nt
Organism: Dipodomys ordii (Ord's kangaroo rat)
Lineage: Eukaryota; Metazoa; Chordata; Mammalia; Rodentia; Heteromyidae
Gene: Adk
Product: adenosine kinase
Exons: 9
Coding region: 1-1056 (351 amino acids)
Biological process (GO): purine ribonucleoside salvage
Cellular component (GO): nucleus; cytosol
Molecular function (GO): adenosine kinase activity
Source: RefSeq, a predicted model, not a curated record